Amphibalanus amphitrite is the source of this 2251-nucleotide messenger RNA. RefSeq names its product vacuolar protein sorting-associated protein 33A-like. The record is from RefSeq and is a predicted model, not a curated record. Gene Ontology annotation, biological process: vesicle-mediated transport; intracellular protein transport. The coding region runs from base 177 to 2000 and encodes 607 amino acids. The transcript has 12 exons. Gene Ontology annotation, cellular component: lysosome; CORVET complex. Lineage: Eukaryota; Metazoa; Arthropoda; Thecostraca; Balanomorpha; Balanidae.
CUAAUCAUGUUCCUGAAUUGCUGCUCGCGCUAGCUAAAAACAGCCUCUCGAGCACUACUGCCUAUGUUUUGGAGCAAUUGGUUGUAUGCCUUGUGAGCUCUCUCGACAUUUAUUUUUUGAGGCAUUGUUGAUUGAUAGGUCGUUGCUAGAUCAAUCUGCUUAUUCUACUCUGAACCAUGACAUCAGCACUGCACCUGAUGCAUGGUCGCCUGCGCACAAACAUCUUCAGAGAUGAGGCCCGACAGAAAUUUGUCACCCUUCUGGACAAAACCGUUGGCACUAAGGCGAUCGUCUGGGACGAGCGGCUGACGGGCCCGUUCGGCCUGGUGGCCGAGUACUCGUUUCUGCGCGAACACGACGUGGCCAAGAUGUUCCCGCUGCGCGCGGGCCGGCUGCCGCCCAGUGACGUGGACACUGUGGUGUUCCUCGUACGCCCAGAGGUCGGCCUCAUGGAACUGGUCGCCGAGAACGUGCAAAAGGAGGAGGAGCAGGGCGGCCGGCGCAAGGAGUUUGUGCUCUGCUUCAUGCCGACCGGGAGCGGCGCGUGUGAGCGGGUGCUGGAGGAGCGCCGGGUGCGCGGCACCUUCAGUCAGAUCACCUGUCUGGAGGUGCGCCUGCUGCCGCUCGAUGCCGACCUCCUCUCCAUGGAGUACCCGCUCGGAUUCAAGGAGUACGCCCUGGAGAACGACCCGAGCUGUCUGUUUGAGGCGGCCCAGGCGCUGCUGGAGAUCCAGCUCAAGUUCGGCAUCAUUCCCUCCAUCUGUGGCAAAGGAAACGCCGCUAAAAAGGUGUACGACUACCUGUUGAACCUGCGCCGGGAGCACCAGGACUCGGAGUUUCCGACCGUCUGCGAGAUUGACACACUGCUGCUGAUUGACCGCGAGGUGGACCUGAUUACACCGGUGGCCACCCAACUGACCUACGAGGGACUCAUCGACGAGGUGUUCGGCAUCCACAACAAUACGGUGAAGCUGCCCUCGGAGAAGUUUGUCAAGCAGGACGGCGGGCCCAUCGAGAUGACGAACGACCGCAAACAGUUCCUCCUGAGCUCGGCGGAAGAGUUGUACGCCGACAUCAGGGAUAAGAACUUCAACGCGGUUGGUCCGGCCCUCAGUAGGAAGGCGAAGCAGAUCUCUGCUCAGUACGAGGAGCGACAUUCUCAGUCGGUCAGUGAGAUGAAGAACUUUGUCAAGAACGUGCUGCCGACCAUCAAAGCCGCCAAGGAGUCACUCGGACUGCACACGUCGAUCGCCGAGCUGAUCAAGGAGCGCACCGACAGCGAGUCAUUCCUGGAGGCGCUGCAGACCGAACAGGAGAUGAUGAACGCCAUCGACACAGACCGGGCGCACCCGCACAUCGAGCAGCUCAUCGCCAAAAAGGCCGACCUCACUCGGGUACUGCGGUUGAUCUGUCUGCAAUCGGCCUGCAACUCUGGCCUGAAGCCGCGCCUGAUGGAUCAGUACCGACGCGACCUGCUCCAGACCUACGGCUUCCAGCACGCGCUGACCCUGAACAACCUGGAGCGGGCGGGCCUGCUGCGCACGCAGGGACGCACCACCUACAGCGCUCUGCGGCGGCAGCUGAAACUUACCGUGGAUGAUGUGAACGAACAGGCGCCCACCGAUAUAUCCUACACGUUCAGCGGGUACGCGCCGCUGUCGGUGCGGCUGGCUCAGCUGCUGGCGCGGCCCGGCUGGCGCUCAGUGUCCGAGGCCCUGGCGCUGCUGCCCGGCCCGACCCUGAUGGAGGAGCAGCCGGCGCCGGCGGCCGCACGCAAUCGGCGCGACACUGGCCCGCUGGGACUGAGCGCCGACGACGCGCGCCUCACCCUGGUCGUGUUCCUUGGAGGAGCGACGUUCGCGGAGGUGGCCGCGCUGCGCUUCCUCUCCAGCCAGGAGGACGCGCCCACCGAGUACGUGAUAGCGACCACCAAGAUGAUCAACGGCAACUCCCUGAUCAGUUCGCUGUCAGAGGAGCUGGUACCGGUGGGCGGCGCGUAGGCAGGCGGAUAGGCAGCGCGUAGGCGGUCGGACAGGACAGGUGGCGCCUGGACGGUGAGGGACAUACAGCAACCGGCGCACAGCGUAGCGGUCUAGCGGCAAAGGCUGUGCUCAUCACUUUUCAUGCGUGCCGAAGCUUGCCGAUGGCGAGUCGCCGUUUGCUAGACUGUCGCCGUGGCUACCCGGGGCAGGCUUUUGGUCUCGACUGAGUCUUGACUGAGAGAUCACGAUUUUCCGGGCCAAAGCGUCAU